GGACCCCGUCAACUCGGUCGUCUUCUCCCUCAAGAACCAGGUGGGCGGGCUGGCGCGCGCGCUGCAGGUGUUCCAGGACCUGGGCGUCAACGUGGUGCACAUCGAGUCGCGGCAGAGCGCGCGCCGGCCGUCCGAGGCCGAGAUCAUGGUGGACGUGGAGUGCGACAACAAGCGCAUGGAGCAGCUGGUGCACAUGCUGCGCAGGGAGGUGUCCGCCAUCAACCUCACGGCCUGCGAGGACUCCCCCGCGCCCCACCCCAUGCUGUCGGCCGCGCCCAGCUUCGAUUUCGGGGACAUGCCGUGGUUCCCCCGGAAGAUCGCAGACCUGGACCAGGCGCAGCGCGUGCUCAUGUACGGCGUGGAGCUGGACGCCGACCACCCGGGCUUCAAGGACCCGGAGUACCGCAAGCGGCGGGAGACGUUCUACGAGAUCGCCAUGGAGUACAAAUACGGCCGCCCCAUCCCCCGCGUGCAGUACACUCCGGAGGAGGUCAGGACGUGGGGAACUGUGUUCCGAGAGCUGCACAAGCUGUACCUGCGGCACGCCUGCAAGGAGUACCUGGACAACUGGCCGGACCUCGUCAAGUACUGCGGCUACAGGGAGGACAACAUCCCCCAGCUGCAGGACAUCAGCGUGUACCUUAAGAAGCGCACGGGGUUCCAGCUGCGGCCCGUGGCGGGCUACCUGUCGCCGCGGGACUUCCUCUCGGGUCUGGCCUUCCGCGUCUUCCACUGCACGCAGUACAUCCGCCACUCCUCCGACCCCUUCUACACGCCCGAGCCGGACUGCUGCCACGAGCUGCUAGGACACAUGCCGCUGCUGGCCAACCCCAGCUUCGCCCAGUUCUCCCAGGAGCUGGGCCUGGCCUCGCUGGGCGCCAACGACCACGACAUCGAGAGGCUGGCCACCCUCUACUUCUUCACGGUGGAGUUCGGCCUGUGCCACCAGGACGGCGAGUUCCGCGUGUACGGCGCCGGAUUGCUGUCCUCCGUGUCCGAGCUGCGCCACGCCAUCACCGCCCACGAGAAGCUCAAGCGCUUCGACCCGGAGGUCACGUGCAAGGAGGAGUGCAUCAUCACGGCCUUCCAGAACGCCUACUACUACACCGACACCAUCGAGGAGGCCAAGGAAAAGAUGAGGAAGUUCGCGGGGCAGAUCCAGCGGCCGUUCGGCGUGCGCUACAACCCGUACACGCAGAGCGUCGAGGUGCUGAGCAACGCGCAGAAGAUCGCCGCCCUGGUGUCGGAGCUCCGCGGCGACCUGUGCAUCGUGAGCAACGCCAUCCGCAAGAUCCACGACGUGGACGACAGCGUGGACGUGCACGGCCUCGCCUCCAUGCUCGCCAAGGGCAUCCGCGUGGACAGCAGCGAGGACGGCGACGACGAGGACAAGGACGACGACGACGACGAGAAGCACAGCCUCGACCACGGCAAGGAGGACGCCACCGCCACCCGCAACGGCCACCAGUGAAGCGACACGGCACUGUUCGGAAGCAGUCUGCGGACGUACUCCCUCGUCUGCUCCGCGAGGACGAGGAAUUCCCUCCCUUCCCUCGGCAGCACGGCAGCGCCGACACUACAUUGCAUGCUUUUCCAGUCUCGUGUGGAACAAGAACUAAACUUGCAACGAUUCAAGGCCCCUCGUGCAUUUCUGAGUUUUUGCUUUAGCUGCCACAUACUAGAAGGUGCGAGGCUACGCACAUUUAUUGCACAGCCUAAAAAUAAAUUUAAAAUGGCCGUACUGUCUGCAUUGCAAAUGAGUAAUAGUAUUCUUCUCUCGAAUUAUGUAUCAUGGAUACUGGAAACCGUUUCUUUACUCCCAAGAAAACCAGAGGAUGAAUUAUUUUGUUUUUAUUGGCCUGUUUGUUUAUCCGCAACAAAAAUAUUUACACACUUGAUAACACAAAAGUAUUUUUUAAAAUUAAAAUUGAUCUUACUGAGCAGCUUUAGGUAAAAAUUAUUUUAAAAAGAUCGCCAUCUAUCAUGUAGAACUUCUA
Thrips palmi is the source of this 1997-nucleotide messenger RNA. RefSeq names its product tryptophan 5-hydroxylase 1 (gene Trhn). Gene Ontology annotation, cellular component: neuron projection. The transcript has 10 exons. Gene Ontology annotation, molecular function: tryptophan 5-monooxygenase activity; iron ion binding. Gene Ontology annotation, biological process: aromatic amino acid metabolic process. NCBI's taxonomy places the organism in Eukaryota, Metazoa, Arthropoda, Insecta, Thysanoptera, Thripidae. Bases 146 to 1471 code for a protein of 441 amino acids. The record is from RefSeq and is a predicted model, not a curated record.